Molecule: messenger RNA, 1370 nt
Organism: Sitophilus oryzae (rice weevil)
Lineage: Eukaryota; Metazoa; Arthropoda; Insecta; Coleoptera; Curculionidae
Product: peptidoglycan-recognition protein LB-like
Exons: 6
Coding region: 184-1080 (298 amino acids)
Biological process (GO): peptidoglycan catabolic process
Molecular function (GO): zinc ion binding; N-acetylmuramoyl-L-alanine amidase activity
Source: RefSeq, a predicted model, not a curated record
CAUCCCUAAGAACAUAGGACAUUCGUUUAGACAGUGCAGCGAAAAGUAUCAUUAGUCUUAUAAGUACCACAAUUAUUUUAUCUUGUUUAUUGAUACAGUCGAUAAAUCUUAGACCGAUUUAAAUAUUUAGGGAUUUACUUAACCUUCGGGCUUCAGUGUAGGGUAAUAAGUCUGUAAAAAGGUAUGUCCAGUAAGCAGUCACGGUCGGUACCCACGCGCGAGUGUCAGUUUGAAAAAAUGGAAGAAAUUGAAGAGCAAAAAGUCAAACUAAAUAUAGCAUCACAGGUUGCUUCACAUUACCCCCAGAAUUCCUGGAGGAGCUUAUUAACAAAAUCAAGAAUAAUUCUAAUUGUGACAGUGUUAGUCAUCGCAGUCAUCAUAUGUGGCACAUUUGCGAACAGCUUCGUAUGUACAGACCCGGAAAUAGUUACGAGGGACGAAUGGGGUGCCAAACCACCCACAGAUGUUGAAAACUUAACUCUACCAGUUCCUUACGUCGUCAUACACCACAGUUAUAUACCUGCAGCUUGUUCAACAAAAGAGGAAUGUAUAAAUGACAUGCAAUGGAUGCAAAAGUAUCAUCAACAAAAUAAUUCAUGGUGCGAUAUUGGAUAUAAUUUCGCUGUUGGAGGGGACAAUAGAAUUUACGUUGGACGAGGUUGGACAGCUGUAGGGGCCCACGCUCCCCGUUAUAAUUCCAGAAGCAUUGGAAUCGUCCUGAUAGGAGAUUGGACAGAUAUAUUACCCCCAGAGAGUCAAAUGUUAGCAGCAAAACAACUGAUUAAUAUGGGAAUCAGAGACGGCUAUAUAAGUGAAAACUACAAAUUAAUUGGGCAUAGGCAAGUCCGAGAGACAGCAUGUCCAGGAGAAGCAUUAUAUAAGGAGAUCCAAAUGUGGCCUCACUGGAUCCCCAACCCCGAUGAAGAGGUCAUUCCUGUAGUACCUCUAGACAAAGAAGACCUUAAACCAGAUCCCAGAGAAGAUCCGGAUGCCAGCUUGGCAUCUGAAGAUAAUGAAAUUAAACGACAUAGUUCUACAGACAAGGAUGAAAGUACGUCGAGGAGUAUAAAACAUACAUAAAAACUAUCUUCCACUCUAAUUGUGUUUAAAAAUUAUGUUCCUUAUUAAGCUAAUAGAUCAUUAAAACUUUUUUUUAUCAAACAUUGAGGUUCACUGGACGAGAAAAUUCCAACGUGUUGUGUGCAAAUAUGCUCUCAAAAAAACCUACAGAUAGAUUUCGUUAUACUCGUAUGUAUCUGAAUCCAUCAAAUAAAGUGAUUAACGAUAUUUAUACGACGUUCCUAUUUUAAAGUAUUUUUUAAAUCUCUUUGUAACUAUUACUGUCUUUCAUUAAUAAAGUUCAUAUCAAA